This is a messenger RNA of Stegodyphus dumicola, 781 nucleotides long. Its product is annotated as CCR4-NOT transcription complex subunit 3-like. The record is from RefSeq and is a predicted model, not a curated record. Gene Ontology annotation, cellular component: nucleus; CCR4-NOT core complex. Gene Ontology annotation, biological process: regulation of DNA-templated transcription. Lineage: Eukaryota; Metazoa; Arthropoda; Arachnida; Araneae; Eresidae.
CUUCUAAGCUGUGAUACGGAGAUAUGUUUAGCGAAUUAUUUUGAAUUACGGGGAAUAGUAAAAAUUCAGUUUUAUGUGUAAAUUUCUCUCUUAGUCUAACUUCUGAAUGAUUUUUAACAUAUAGUUUAUGUGUCUCUAAUAUCGUAGUGUUUUUAAAUUCUUUCGGGCAAUUAUAAUUAUUUUAAAAGUGAAGCGAAAUCUCAAGAUUUCUUUGGAUCUACUCUUGACGUUUGCCAAGUUGGAUACCAUAAUAAUAACAUUUUAUUAUGAUUCAAAUACUUUACGUUGUUAUUUUGUAGUUAUGGCUGAUAGAAGGAAACUUCAAGGAGAAAUUGAGAGAUGCCUGAAGAAAGUAUCUGAAGGUGUUGAAACAUUUGAGGACACUUGGCAAAAGGUUUAUAGUGCAACAAAUGCAAAUCAAAAAGAAAAAUAUGAAGCUGAUCUCAAGAAAGAAAUUAAGAAACUUCAGAGGUUACGAGACCAAAUCAAGACUUGGUUGACAUCUAGUGAUAUAAAAGAUAAAAGAACUUUACAAGAAGCUAGGAAGUUAAUAGAAACACAAAUGGAAAGGUUUAAAGUUGUUGAAAGAGAAACAAAGACCAAAGCAUAUUCAAAAGAAGGCUUAGGUGCAGCACAAAAACUUGAUCCUGCCCAAAAAGAAAGAGAUGAAAUUACAUCAUGGCUUACUGCUUGCAUAGAAAGUUUAAAUAUCCAAGUUGAUAAAUUUGAAUCUGAAAUGGAUACUAUAAAUUUUAGUUUAAAGAAGAAAAAAAAUGAUAAA